Messenger RNA from Folsomia candida, 906 nucleotides. RefSeq lists its product as uncharacterized. The transcript is spliced from 6 exons. The coding region runs from base 233 to 730 and encodes 165 amino acids. Lineage: Eukaryota; Metazoa; Arthropoda; Collembola; Entomobryomorpha; Isotomidae. Gene Ontology annotation, molecular function: zinc ion binding; nucleic acid binding. The record is from RefSeq and is a predicted model, not a curated record.
UGCUGCCCGCUCACUUACUUCUCUCUCGUCAAACAUACAGGGUGGAACACUCUCUCUCCUGAAGAAAUUCGUGCAAUUCAUAACUAUUUUCUUCUCCUCUCAUAAUCAUCGUCAUCAUCGUAAUAGUUGGUCGUCUGCUGUCUUCAGCUGUUUGGUUGAUCAUCCACAGUUCUUCCACCGGUCGUCGUCUUUCGUCGUCUUUCGUCGAUUUUUCGCAUUGUUUUCGUUGAAGAUGGGAAAGUAUAACCAUCAGGUUACGGUGAGUGGACUCCCUUUCGGGAGUCCAUUUACUUUGAGCGUUCCAGGCAGUAGUGGUGGAAAUCGUGGCGGUGAUGGGAAGCGCGGUGGUGGUGGUGGGAAGCGCGGUGGUGGUGGUGGAAACGUUAAGGCCAAGAACAAGAAGAACCAGCGAUGUUGGCGCUGUAAGGAGAAAGGACAUUACGGAAGUGAAUGCAAAUAUCAAGAAGAAGAGGCUUCUGCCAAGAAGGCAGAAUUUUUAAAGAAAAAAAAAAAGAGGACUCUGCUACUACUGCCACUACUUCUGCCGCUGCUUUCAAGCCUCCAUUCGCAGGGUGGAAGCCAGGUUUUGUUAUGCCUACCCCACCUACUCAUAAUAAUGAUGUCACCAUGGGUUAGAAAAAAUGCUACCGGUCUUAUUGAAAGUGGACUACUUAGUUUAAGAACAAAUUUACAAAAUCAUCGUAAAGAUCCGUCCUUAAAAUUAGUUUAGUUAAAAUAUAUUUAAAUCUUUUGUUUUUGCUAUAUCGAUCGACGUAGUUGUUAUCAUCUUGAAUGUCGCAGUGGACCAAUUUUAAACAUACUUAGUUGUACGGCAGAGAUAUUUUAUUUCUUCAAAUGUGUUCAAUAAUAUUAUACAUAUUUUAUUGUUAUUAUUGUAGAAUGCGU